CCCUCCGCCUCCGGAGCGCUUCCUUUCCUCGGGACCAGAAGAACGCAGAGGAGCAAUGGAGCAGCUGCAGCCCUUGGCUCCUUUUUCUUCUUCUUAAGUUUGGGCAGAUCGCAGUCCAGAUCCCUGGAUCUUUUCCUUUGGCAGCAGAUCCUGGUCAAGGAGGCGAAGAUGAGCAAAAUCCAGAAGUUUUUCAAAGGCGGCGGAGAUGGAGGAGGCUUUGCCAAAGGGAAAGGCAAAGGCAAAGGCAAAGGGGGUCCCUCGCCCCAGGAAGCCUUGGCCCGGCUCCGGGAGACAGAGGAGAUGCUGAGCAAGAAGCAGGAGUACCUGGAGGCCAGGAUCCAGAAGGAGCUGGCCCUGGCCAAGAGGCACGGCACCCGGGACAAGCGAGCUGCACUACAGGCACUGAAAAGAAAAAAGAGAUACGAGAAGCAGUUGACUCAAAUUGAUGGGACGCUUUCUACUAUUGAAUUUCAGCGUGAAGCACUUGAAAACUCCUACACCAACACAGAAGUGUUCAAGAAUAUGGGCUAUGCUGCCCAAGCUAUGAAAAAAGUACAUGAAAAUAUGGACUUGGACAAAAUUGAUGACAUGAUGCAAGAUAUCACUGAACAGCAAGAUAUUGCUCAGGAAAUUACAGAAGCUCUUACAAGAAAAAUUGGUGAUGACUUUGAUGAGGAUGAGUUGUUGGCAGAAUUGGAGGAACUGGAACAAGAAGAACUCAAUAGUAAAAUGGCCAACGUUCGAUUACCAAGUGUACCAGCUACUCCACUUCCUACACAUCCUGCAUCUUCAAAGAAGAGAGUGGAAGAUGACGAUGAUAUGCAGCAGUUGGCAGCAUGGGCUUCUUAACACUGGUUCAGUGAAUGUCAUGAAUGGACCUAUGGACAGUGUUUGUUUUAUGCACAGAAUUUGGCUGUGUUUCAUACAGACCAGAAUUGGUCUUUGAUGGGAUUUUGUAGGGUUUGUGUAAUAUAUAUAUAUAUUUUUGAAGAACCAGCAUUAUUCAGUACUUGUUUAAAAAUGCUCUUUAUCAUUCAAAUGUAGCCUCGUCUGACUUUUUUUAAAAAAUGCACACACAGAAGAAAUCAUAUAUUUCUACACUACAGGUGAAAAUUGACAGGGUAGUCUGUUUCUAUGCAGUAUUAUUCUGUGACACUGAAGCUGUGUGUGGAUAAGACCUAAGUUGUGUUCAGUUCUGUUAAAACAAAGCAGUACUGAGAGUUGAUUCAUGCAAAUCUCCCAGGCUGCUGCUCUUCCCUUUGGUUUCUGCUAGCUUUUACACAGCAUACGCCAGCCAAAACACUAGUUUGCUGAAAGAGACAGCAGAGCAGCAGUACUUAAUAUAAGAUAGGAUAGGUUAGGGAAAUCUUCUUUGUGGUUUCCAAAAUAUACUUGGGCUUAUGGGAAUAUGCAGCCCAUUAGGAUUCACUAACUUCUGCUUGUUCAAGUCCUGCAAACAUUUUGCACUGUUGGCUUUCUUUGCUUUAGGGAGGGUUUUCCCUUCACUCAGCUGCUUACUUGCUUGCUUAUGGCUAUGCAUGGAAGAAAUGAACACGUGUGUGGUGUCUUGAAGAUUAAACGUGCACUUUUCGUCUUCUGGAUCUUCAUCUGCAGAGCUACUGGGGCUGGAGAGCUCCUUGCAGAGGGGAACGUCACCAUCAGGAAAACAUCAAUCACAGGUAGGCCUGCUAAAAGCUCUGUGGAUAGAGCUAAGCUACCCUGUGGUGUUUCCAUAUGUCACAUACCCUGAAACAAUGUGUUCAAGCACGGGGCCAGAGGCGGUGUCAGAUCUGUGUUUUGUUCCUCUGGGAAGCUCCAUAGUUGGGUCCAUCAACUAUACCAGCCUGGAGAUGAAGGACUUAACCCCCUUCUUACUGAUUUCAGUAAGGGGAAAAAAAAUAAAAAAUAACAAGCAUCUAUUCUCAGGACAUUCCCCACCCCCACAGUUCCCGAAUUGCUUGUUGUGAUUAAAAAGUACUUUGGAAAUGACAAAUUUAACUGGUGAAUUCCUCAACUACCUCACUUACACCCUGAAGUAUUGCUCAGUUGCACAACAUAUUUCAUCAGCAGUUCAGUGUAUACAGUGGACCCUUGUUAUACACUGGGGUUUGGUUCCAAGAUCCCCCAUGGAUAACAAAAUCCGUGGAUGCAAAAGUCCCAUUAAAUAUAAUGACAUAGCAA
Sceloporus undulatus (fence lizard) is the source of this 2181-nucleotide messenger RNA. It is a transcript of the gene CHMP4C, whose product is annotated as charged multivesicular body protein 4C. The record is from RefSeq and is a predicted model, not a curated record. The transcript is spliced from 5 exons. Gene Ontology annotation, biological process: vesicle budding from membrane; late endosome to vacuole transport via multivesicular body sorting pathway. Gene Ontology annotation, cellular component: multivesicular body; cytoplasmic side of plasma membrane; ESCRT III complex. The coding region runs from base 169 to 849 and encodes 226 amino acids. NCBI's taxonomy places the organism in Eukaryota, Metazoa, Chordata, Lepidosauria, Squamata, Phrynosomatidae.